AUGAAUUUAAGUAUUCCUUCAUCUACCGAGUCUGCACUCAUGGGAACUGAAUGUGGUUUGUCGAAUAUUCUGCAAGGAAAUAUUGACCACACAAACACAAUAACAUACGUAACUGUCUCUUUCCUGAUCGUGUUAGCCAUAGCUACGUGUCCUUUCACAAUUUUGUUGAAUAUUCUGGUGAUCGUUGUCGUGAAAACUAAGUCGCAUUUGAAGACAAACUCCAACAUCGUACUCGCCUGUUUAGCGGUUACUGAUGCCUCUGUAGGAGUGGUCGCUCAGCCUCUGUACAUCGCCAUCAGAAUAUUGGGUCUUCUUGGUGACACGUCAGACGAAUACUGUAGACUGCUUCACUCAUCAAGAAACGUCUUCAGACUCCUGGCUGGUUCGUCUGUAUUACAUUUGUUCCUGAUGAGCUUCGAACGCUACCUCGCCAUAAAUCAUCCAUUUAAGUACCCGCGCAUGCUUAAUAAAGCUCGUAUACUUAAAGCGUCCGUUCUAGCCUGGCUUAUAGCAGUGAUGGCGACAAUUCCAUUUACGAUCACUAGUGUGAGAUUCUACUUGACUAUCAAUAAUGCUUUAUUGGGCGUGUUUGCGGCACUAAUCAUUUUCUGCCAGGUUGUGGUUUACAAAGAGACCCGUCGGCAUGAGAGGCAUAUUGCCACUAAUCAAAUCUCAGCGGAGGCCAGAGAGAAAUUUAGGAAAGAAAAGAAAGCCUUGAAGCUCACAACUUGCGUCAUUUUUUUUCUCGUUUUGAGUUAUUUGCCAAUUUUUAUUGUUCGUUUACUUUUGUUGACCUCUACCAUAACCAGUGUAAAUUUAGCUAAUAUCAGCUUAAACUUUGUAACCUGCAUUGCAAUUCUCAAUUCGCUCAUCAACCCUAUCAUUUACUGUGUAAGACUGAGACAGUUUCGCGUUGCGUUUAUUCAAAUGUUACUACGGAAAAACAAUUUACAAGCUGAACAGUUUGAAAGGUAA
Messenger RNA from Pocillopora verrucosa, 975 nucleotides. Its product is annotated as histamine H2 receptor-like. Gene Ontology annotation, biological process: G protein-coupled receptor signaling pathway. Gene Ontology annotation, molecular function: G protein-coupled receptor activity. The record is from RefSeq and is a predicted model, not a curated record. Lineage: Eukaryota; Metazoa; Cnidaria; Anthozoa; Scleractinia; Pocilloporidae. Gene Ontology annotation, cellular component: plasma membrane.